This is a messenger RNA of Caenorhabditis remanei, 3852 nucleotides long. RefSeq lists its product as uncharacterized. Gene Ontology annotation, biological process: adenylate cyclase-activating G protein-coupled receptor signaling pathway; cell surface receptor signaling pathway. Gene Ontology annotation, molecular function: carbohydrate binding; G protein-coupled receptor activity. The coding region runs from base 1 to 3852 and encodes 1283 amino acids. NCBI's taxonomy places the organism in Eukaryota, Metazoa, Nematoda, Chromadorea, Rhabditida, Rhabditidae. The transcript has 18 exons. The record is from RefSeq and is a predicted model, not a curated record. Gene Ontology annotation, cellular component: membrane.
AUGGGGUACUGUUACCUAUUCGAUGAGACUGGGACCACAAGGACUUGGAAUGAUGCCGCCCUUUUCUGUGACAAAAUGAACGGAGCCACCCUUCCCCUCGUAGAGUCCACAGAAGACCAAGCAUUCUUUGCUGGCUUUGUGCCAGCCAUGAUUCCUUCUAUGCCACAAACCAACAUCCGCCCGCCACCAGAUGGAAUUUGGACUGCCGUACGAGGGGUGAACAAUAUGACACGCCCCUCAUGGGUUUCGUACCCCGGAUCGUUUUUGAUAACGGAGACGUUUUGGGCGGCACAGGAGCCCAAUAUUUAUGUCAAUUAUAAUGACGUCUGCGUGGGCCUCGAGUCCAUCUCCUUCUACCGUGACUGGACAACCGCUCUCUGCAACGUGCCCAAGUACACCGUUUGCAAAAUCCCGCCCACCCUAAUCCAGGCAAAAUACGUUGCCCAAUGCUCAUGUCCCACCGGCUACAGUGGUCAGAAUUGUGAGACUCCAACGAAUUCAAAUCAACAAGACUCGUCGUCGACCCAACGAACCUGCGGGAGCGGUGAUUUCCAAUUCUCGUGUCCAACGAACGAUCAGACGAUUGUUGUGGAUUACGCGUCGUUUGGUGCACAGGAAAACUCAAUGUGCAAUCAGGCGAGUCAAGGGAGGGAGCAAACGUGCUCCAAUGUCAAUUCUCUUCAAACCGUCAUAAAUGCAUGCCAAGGACUUCAAUCUUGUGAGAUCAAAAAUCUCACCAGCACAUUCGCCAACACUCCCUGUCCGGUACCCCAGGAGCAAUACCUGGAAACCAGGUUACGGUGUCAGACAGCCCAACAGCCUUCCUGUUCAUCUGGUCUAAUCCAAUAUGAUGGACGAUGCUACAGUAUGACAAUUGAGACAAAUGAGAAGAAGCAGAUGACGAUGGAGGAUGCGGAGAGAUAUUGCUCGCAGAGUGGCGGUUCACUGGUAUCAUCCCUUCCGGAUAAUCUUUUACAACAAAUUGUAAGAGAAGUGAAUGAUGAGACGAAGAAGACUGUGUCAUUUUGGGUGGAUGGAGAGCAGGGCUGUCAACUCCUUAUCAUCACCGGUGGCAACACCUCCCCCUCCUACUCCCAAUGCCCCACAUCUCCAUCAGCAACAGCCAACGUCAUCUGCUCCACCGUCCCUCAAUCCACUCUCCCUUCCCGUCAAUCUCAAACGGCGCCCGUCGACCGUGAAGCUCAAACAAUGGCUCGUCGAGAGGUCUACACAGGUGUUCCGCCACCUACCGUACCUGACUCAAUUAAUAAAGCCAAAUACUGCAAAAAGGAAAAAACAGAUGGAAUCACGUACGACCAAACGCGUGCGUGUAUGCAACACGAGCAACCGUGCCCCGAUCCGGAAAAUGUUGAAGGUACAGUAACCCGUUACUGUAACUGUCAAACUGCAAAAUGGGAAGUGCCGGACACGACGAAUUGUACUCAUCGAUGGGUGGCUGAGAUGCAAACGGCAAUUCAGGAUAAUCAACCGGUUGAAGAUAUUAGUUCGACGGUUAAUAGGCAGUUGAAAUCUACAAUCCAACGAAAACUCUUCGGUGGCGACAUCACCGGUACCGUCCGUCUGAGCAACGACAUGCUCAGUCUCGCUCGAAACCAAUUCGAUAUAAUGAACGACCGUAAUCUCCGAGAGAAUAAAGCGAGAAAUUUCACCGAGAAUCUUGGCGGCUCAGGGGAUCAGUUAUUGUCCCCGGUGGCUGGUAGAGUAUGGGAUCAACUGUCUUCUUCGAUUAGAAUACAACAUGCAUCAAGGUUGAUGAGUGUUCUGGAACAAUCUGUGCUCUUAUUAGGGGAUUAUAUGACAGAUCAGAAGCUGAAUUUGGCAUAUGUUAAUUGGGCUAUGGAAGUGGAACGCUCUGAACCAGAAUCCCAAGCAUUUGGAGCAGCUGCCGUUGCUCCUAACGUUCAAGACGAUAUGGGAAUGACGAGAGUAAUGGCCGCCGCUCCACCAUCUUCUCCACCCGCCGACACCAACACCACCAUCAACUUCCCAUCCCUCAAGCUCUCUCCAACCAUCACCCUUCCAUCAGCUUCGCUUCUCAGCUCCUUCACCUCCCCUUCUACAGUAACCGGAGGUGGUCCAAGUAUUCUUUCCUCUUUUCAAGACGACACUCCAGUCGGCGCCUUUGCUCCAAAUCUUAACAGGAAUCCUAUUAAACUCGGAUAUUAUGCGUUCGCCGGGUUUGGACAACUACUGAAUAGUAACGGGGAGCAUACUGUAAUUAAUAGUCAAGUGAUUGGAGCCUCAAUUGAGAAUGCGACUAGAAGUGUGACCCUUCCCACAGAUCACCCCGUCACUUUCACAUUCCAACAUCUCACAACAAAAGAGGUAUCGAAUCCAAGAUGUGUCUAUUGGGAUCUUCAGGAUAGCAAAUGGUCUACACAGGGAUGCACACUGGUGUCCACCUCAUUUAACUCAUCACAAUGUUCAUGUACUCAUUUGACGAGUUUCGCCAUCCUCAUGGAUGUCUCUGGCCAAGUUGGCCAAUUCUCCGGUGGACUUGCAUCUGCACUCGACGUGAUCUCCACUAUCGGAUGUGCCAUUUCAAUUGUCUGUUUGGCUUUGAGUGUCGCCGUUUUCACAUUCUUCCGCAAUCUUCAAAACGUCAGAAACUCGAUUCAUCGCAAUCUUUGUCUAUGCUUAUUGAUAGCAGAGCUGGUUUUUGUGAUAGGAAUGGACCGAACCGGGAAUCGUACGGGUUGCGGUGUCGUCGCCAUUCUUAUCCACUACUUUUUCCUCGCCUCGUUCUGUUGGAUGCUUCUGGAAGGUUAUCAGCUAUACAUGAUGCUUAUUCAAGUUUUUGAACCAAAUCGAACAAGAAUUUUCCUUUAUUAUUUGUUCUGUUAUGGUUGUCCUGCAGUGGUUGUUGCGAUUUCAGCAGGAAUCAGAUGGGAGGAUUAUGGAACUGAUACUUACUGCUGGAUCGACACCUCCACCCCGACUAUCUGGGCAUUCGUCGCCCCCAUCAUAGUCAUUAUCGCCGCCAACAUAAUAUUCCUCCUAAUCGCCCUAAAAGUCGUCUUAUCCGUCCAAAGUCGUGACCGUACUAAAUGGAACCGAAUCAUCGGAUGGUUGAAGGGCUCUGCCACGUUGCUAUGUCUUCUGGGAAUCACGUGGAUCUUUGGAUUCUUGACUGCAGUGAAAGGAGGGACGGGCACGGCGUUUGCAUGGAUAUUCACACUGCUGAACUGUACCCAGGGAAUAUUUAUUUUUGUGCUUCACGUGGUGCUUAACGAGAAGGUACGUGCUACUAUAGUAAGAUGGUUGCGCACUGGAAUCUGCUGCCUGCCGGAUACAAGCAGUGCCGCAUACAACAGCAGAAGCUUCUUGAGUAGUCGUCAGCGGAUUCUCAACAUGAUCAAGGUGAAUGGUCAUAGUUAUCCAAGUACAGCGAGCACUGAUGAUAAGGAGAAGCAGAUGACACCGAUAACGAAGACGACUGACUGGUUGAGCAGGUUGCCGAAUCAGGACUCGGUUUCGGUGCCAGACAGUAAUUUGAAUUUGAACUCGAAUCUCAAUUCUAAUCUCAAUUCUGCGGAGAUCCACGAGGUCCCUGAAAUCCAAGAAAUCCGCCGACGCGUCACCGUAGACCUCAACCCAAUGGUUGUCAAUAACAACUCCAAUAACGAAAUCGAACGGAUAAGCCACGCCUCCUCAGAUCCACGUGGCAGUGGUAUCAUCGAGGUGACGAAUGUGGAGAAGAAGGCGCCGGUGAAGCGGAUAAAGUUUCCUCUUGGCGCCAAGCAGAGUGAGCGGGGAUCCCAGCACCGGACGAAAGUGAUCACACCGGAAUCCCCGGAUUCAGCCAGUGGCACGAAAGAUUACAGAUUCUGA